Molecule: messenger RNA, 1631 nt
Organism: Spodoptera frugiperda (fall armyworm)
Lineage: Eukaryota; Metazoa; Arthropoda; Insecta; Lepidoptera; Noctuidae
Product: adenosine deaminase AGSA-like
Exons: 1
Coding region: 87-1559 (490 amino acids)
Biological process (GO): inosine biosynthetic process; adenosine catabolic process
Molecular function (GO): adenosine deaminase activity
Source: RefSeq, a predicted model, not a curated record
GCCAUUACAAUCUCAGAUAGUGCAACAUUGGACCGCGAACUGACAAAAUUUGGCCACUAACAAUAUUCUUGUUGACGAAUAUAGUAAUGGCCAUGUCACAAAUACAUGAAAAUGUGCUCCGUGAAAGAGAAACUCUUAUAGAAAAGGAACUAAAAAUGAUGGUUGGACAUUCAAUUGAACUCAGUGACAGUGAAUUAAAAGCUAAUGAAAUAAUAAUGGACCUUAAGCGUGAAGAAAUAGAUUACGGUUUCCGGAAUCCCAAAGAUUUUAAUCUAUCGAAGCAUUUCUUCGAAUAUAAGGAGCAGGUGAAAGACACUAAAUUGUACAAAAUACUGAAGAGUAUGCCUAAAGGCGCAAUGCUGCAUGGCCACGACACAGCUAUGCUGGGUCCAGAUUACGUGGUUGGACUAACUUAUUAUGACGACCUGUGGAUGUGUUUCAAUGAAGACGAAUCCGAUGUAAGCUUUAUUUUUUCGAAACACCGCCCUACUGGAUUGUGUGGGACUAAAUGGGAAAGAGCAAAGGAUAUGAGAGAAAAUACUAAUGUUACAGAAUUUGAUGCAAAACUUAGAAAAUUCUUUACACUUGUGAUUGACAAUCCCCGAGAAGUUUAUACCGAUGUGAAUACAGUAUGGGAAUAUUUCUUGAAGUAUUUUAUCCGCACGGGACCUCUAUUCACUUACAAACCAGUGUGGGAGAAGUAUUACUACGAUACAUUGCUUGCUUUAAGAGAAGACAACGUCAUGUACAUCGAAAUAAGAAGUAUAUUACCAACAUUGUACGAUUUGGAAGGCAACACUUAUACCCCAGUAGACACAGCCAAAAGUUACAAGCAAGUCACAGAAAAAUUCAAGAAAGACUAUCCAGAUUUCUUUGGAGCAAAAUUGAUUUAUUCUGCUAUAAGAUCAGUGGCCAAGGAAACUAUUAAAAACUAUAUUAAAAUAGCUAAAGAAAUUCAUGAGCUGAUGCCUGAUUUCCUUGCGGGUUUUGAUUUAGUCCGUCAAGAGGAUUUGGGAAGGCCUUUGAAGGAAUUUUAUCCCGAACUAGCAAGUAUUGGCCUGAAUUUGUACUUCCAUGCAGGAGAAACGAAAUGGUAUGGCACAAGUACAGAUGAGAACUUAUUUGAUGCUAUUCUUCUUGGCACAAAGAGGAUCGGGCAUGCAUUUGCUUUAGUGAAGCAUCCUUUGUUAAUGGAAGAAGUCCAGAAGAAACAGAUAGCUCUAGAGGUCAAUGUGAUAUCAAAUCUUAUUUUGAAGUUAGUCGAUGAUCCAAGGAAUCAUCCGUUAGCUACGUACUUGAGUCAAGAUAUGCCUGUAGUUCUAUCGGGCGAUGAUCCAGGUCCUUGGGAAGCUGAGGUUAUGACUCACGAUUUUUAUGUUACAUUUGUGGGAGUGUCCAGUCGACAUGCAGAUCUUAAAAUGUUGAAGCAGUUGGCUUUGAAUUCUCUAUACUAUAGUUCGUAUAGUGAAAAGGAUAAAUUGGUGCAUGAGUUUGAAAUCCGUUGGGGAAAAUUCAUUGAUUCAGUUCUUAAAGAUGGACCAGAUCGCGUUCAUGUUUAGAAUUUGAUUGUGUAUUUGCUAUGUUAUUGCUUUUUUCUGCUGUUGUCUAAAUUAUAUUAAUUUGAUUUGUAA